AGGUAAGAAUCCAUACAUUUGCAAAAAAAGGUUUCCCCCUUCAGAAACACCCCAAUUCACCAUCAUCAUUCCCCUUUGUGUCCCAAUCCUCUUCUUCCCCUUAUCAUAUUUGUCACCAUUGAAUGUUUCAAUAUUCACAGCUCAAAUUUUGUUUUAAGGUCAUUCGGGGUCUUUCUUUCGAAAGGGCAUUCGGGUCUUGCUCUUUUGUGUUUCUGAAUAUAGAAAUUUUACAAUAAUCGCCUACCUUGUUUGUUGUUAUAUAUGUUGUGUAUAUUCUGUACAUAUAUGAUAUAUGAUUAACUAUUACAUCCAAGAAAUUUAAAAAAGAGAUUAAAAAUUGGCGGGAAUUCAUACAAUGUCAAUUGUUGACGUUGCUUUGACUCCGGUUUUGAAGAAGUCCGGCUCCGGGUGCUUCGGGAGCAGCGAAUCGAUUGUGAUUUAUAUCACGGUUGGCGGUUUGGUUAUACCGAUGAGGGUUAUGGAGUCGGAUUCGAUUGGUACGGUUAAACAUAGGAUUCAAACGUGUAACGGGUUUGUGGUGAAGAAACAGAAGUUGGUUUUUGGCGGGAGAGAGUUGUCGAGGAAUAAUUCGCUUGUUCGAGAUUAUGGUGUGUGUAGCGGUGAUGUGCUUCAUUUGAUUAUUGGGGUCUCGGAUUUGCUUGUGAUAACGGUUGAGACCGCGGUUGGGGAGGAGUUUGAGUUUGAGGUUGAUAGGUUUAGGAAUGUGAAGUAUUUGAAACAGUUGGUGUUGGAAAAGGCUAAAGGGGUUGGAUUGAUUAUUGAUGUUGAAGAUCAUGAGAUUUUGUGUAAUGGUGAGAAGCUUGAUGAUCAUAGGUUGAUUGAUGAUAUAUGUAAUAAUCAUGAUGCUGUGGUUCAUUUAGUGGUUGAAAGGUCAGAUGAUAGGAAUCUUGUUGAGGAGGAGAUGAAUUUGAAGAAGCCCCCGGAUAUCGAUUCGCCGUUGCAGGCGGUUACUGUCGGCCCGAGUCGUGAACUAUCUUCGAUUAUAUCGAGUAUGGUGGAUUCGGCGUUUGAGGGGCUGCGAAAAGGGAGAAAACCGAUUAGAUCGUCGGAGGGGACCGGAGGGACAUACUUUAUGCAGCAUCCGUCAGGGAAUCGGUAUGCUGCGGUUUUCAAGCCGAUAGAUGAAGAACCGAUGGCGGUGAAUAACCCUCAAGGGCUGCCUGUGUCGAAAAACGGUGAAGGGUUAAAACGGGGGACGAAAGUAGGUGAGGGCGCAUUGCGGGAAGUUGCAGCAUACAUACUAGACCACCCGAAGGGCGGGCCACGGGGUUCUGGGGAUACGGAGACCGGUUUUGCGGGUGUGCCUCCUACGGUCAUGGCGAAAUGCUUAAACGGAGAGUUUAAUCAUCCGAAAGGUUAUGAUGGUGGACCGGGGAAUGUCAAGCUCGGGUCGUUACAAAUGUUUAUGAAAAACUGUGGAAGUUGCGAGGAUAUGGGUCCUCGCGAUUUUCCGGUGGAAGAGGUUCAUAAGAUCGCGGUGUUUGAUAUAAGGGCCGCGAAUGCUGAUAGGCAUGCUGGGAACAUUUUGAUGAACCGCGAAGGUGAUCGCGUGGUGCUAAUUCCUAUCGACCAUGGUUACUGCUUGCCUGAAAACUUUGAAGAUUGCACAUUUGACUGGCUCUACUGGCCACAAGCGCGCGAACCAUUCUCGCGUGAAACCGUGGACUACAUCCAAACACUGGACGCUGAGCAAGACUUGGCGGUCCUGAGCUCAAACGGAUGGGACCUGUCGCGUGAGUGUGCACGCACUUUACGCGUAUCUACUAUGCUUUUAAAGAAAGGUGCAAGCAGAGGACUGAGUCCUUACACCAUAGGGCGGAUUCUAUGUCGAGAGACUCUCAACGAGGAAUCCAUUAUCGAAAAAAUUCUCCAGAAGGCUUCCAGUAUUAGGCUCCCCGGAACAGCUGAAGCCGAGUUCCUUGCAAUCGUUUCGGACCUCUUAGAUUUUGAGCUUGACAAGGUUUCAGGGAAACAUGAUCUUUAAGGUCUUGGGUUUGGUUUGUGUAGGUUGUAUGUACGAUGUAAGGUGUGGAUGAUUGAUUGCUUUGUUGUCAAAGUUACGACAUUUUUACUACGAUCUAUCUCUGUAUAGACAUGAGAUUACGUAAUUAUAUCAAUAAACUUUGAUUUUUAGCGUAA
Molecule: messenger RNA, 2160 nt
Organism: Helianthus annuus (common sunflower)
Lineage: Eukaryota; Viridiplantae; Streptophyta; Magnoliopsida; Asterales; Asteraceae
Product: phosphatidylinositol 4-kinase gamma 4
Exons: 2
Coding region: 356-2005 (549 amino acids)
Molecular function (GO): protein binding
Source: RefSeq, a predicted model, not a curated record